CUUAAAAAAUUCAAAAGAAAAUGUCACCACCCUCAUCAGACAAUAAACCUCCGUCCGCCGCCGUUGUAAACCCUAGCGGGUGGCGGUUCUCAUGGGAAGCCCAAUCGCACACGCCGAUACUCCGCUUACUCCUAUUCAACCCCGACCUAAAUCCCUCAGCUCAAUGCAGAGACCUCAAACUCAGCCUUCUCCCGCAACAGUCUCAGCUUACGGCGUCGUUUCUGGAAAACGAAUCUCGAAUACAGCAAUUGGUUCGGGUUCCUGUACCUCGGGUUUUGAUUGACCCGGAAUCUCCGCUCCAUUUCAGGGUAUUCGAUGACCACAUUGAGGUUAAGCUCGUUUUGCUACUUCCGGUUGACCAUCCCCUCGUUUCGGAUUUUGAUUCAAUCCUUAGUAACGAAGAAAACAAGGAUGAGCUUCGUCCGCUUUCUUCGGAUUCUGAUUUAAAGAAGUUGUCUUGUAUGAAAGAGAUACACUUCUACUGCAGAAAUUGCUCGUCUAAGUUGACAAAGGAUCUCAGAUACGUGAAGGAUAUGCCAUCCGUUAAUUGGGCGGAUGUUGCUGAUAAUUGGUUUGGGAAUUGUUGUUGUUCGUUUGGUGGUGUAACUGAGAAGCUGGUUGCAGAUUAUGCAAAAUCCUAUACUUGUGCCCCAGGUGUAUGCCUUUUGAGUACAUCAUCUGUUCUUUUAUGCAAGAGUGAUAUUCUGGGAUGCGAAUUCCCUGAUUUGCAGCCCAAGAAAAAUUCGGAGGCCGAUCUAAAUUCACCCCGUGAAAAGUGUUCGAGUAGAGUUUUACUUAACGAGCCGUGUACUCAAGUUCGAGCUGUAAAAUCACCCUACUCGGAAGAUAAGCAGAUGUGCAAUGCAGAAAAAGGAAGUUCGAAAAAUUUAGUAGAUGAUGAUAGUUUAUUAUGUACCUUCCCUUUAUUGCAGAUUGAAGAAAACAAUGUGGAAAAAAGUCAAAUCUGUGAUACUGGAUGUUGUGCUUCAGAUGAGUUGAGCGCCUCUCCAGCGGUGGGAAUGCGUGAAGGAAAUGUUGUACUCGAAAAUCAGAAAGUGUUUCUUGAUGGUUACCUUGGAGAUGGUUUCAUGGUUAGGUCUUCGGGGCUUUCGAAAGAUAUUCAGUGGAUCGAAUAUUUAUGCCCAGAGUGCUCGUCUCUCGUUGGAGCAUAUCCUUGCUUUGAUGAUAAUGUGCCGUUAGAUGGUGGAGUUCGUCUUUUCAAAUGCUAUAUUUCAACUUGUUUGCCUUCCAAUGGAUCUGAUGAUGCAUUUCAGAAUUACACCCUAGAGAAGAUAUUUGCUAGUCAGUUGCUGGAAAGUGCACGGGAUGAACUAUCGUUCCGGACUAUAGUUAGAGACAUGCAAACAAAAUCGCCAUUAUUGCAAAUUGUUCUCCUAAAUCCAAAUUCAUGGGGCUGUGCUGGAAGUUUGCACCCUACAGGACCAUCUCCGCAGUUAAUUUUGUAUCCCAUUAUCAAAACCCUAUUUACUUCUGCUAGUCACGGCAUGGAGUUGGAUUUAAGGACUCUAGACGAUUGGGUGAGAAAGAAUCAAGCUGAUGAAAUCUACAUGUUUUCAUCUCAAAUAGUCGAAUUAAUCCGAGUUCUGGAGCUGGCCAACACUCUAUCUCCACCGGCAUGUACGUCAUUACAGGGUUUAUUUUUAUCAUCCAUGCGGAGAUAAAAAAAAAUAGUUCACCAUUUUCAGUUCUUGUCUAGAGACAAACUCGAAAAACCAAAGAUAACUGUAAGUUUUCGUUCUAACCCAAAAUAUAUCGGGGAAAAAGAAA
Erythranthe guttata (spotted monkey flower) is the source of this 1788-nucleotide messenger RNA. RefSeq names its product HECT-like ubiquitin-conjugating enzyme (E2)-binding protein. Gene Ontology annotation, molecular function: ubiquitin protein ligase activity; ubiquitin conjugating enzyme binding; cyclin binding. The record is from RefSeq and is a predicted model, not a curated record. NCBI's taxonomy places the organism in Eukaryota, Viridiplantae, Streptophyta, Magnoliopsida, Lamiales, Phrymaceae. Gene Ontology annotation, biological process: protein polyubiquitination; proteasome-mediated ubiquitin-dependent protein catabolic process; protein autoubiquitination. Gene Ontology annotation, cellular component: cytosol; ubiquitin ligase complex; nucleus.